Molecule: messenger RNA, 2050 nt
Organism: Linum tenue
Lineage: Eukaryota; Viridiplantae; Streptophyta; Magnoliopsida; Malpighiales; Linaceae
Source: the annotation of a GenBank genome assembly
CUGCCCCCCUUAUCACAAUUCUCAAUCCGCACUGUUCUCUUCUCUCGAUCGAGUAAGAACCCUAAACACUAAUUCAUCCCAAUCCCAUCCUGUUCGUCGUCAUCGCCUUCCUCAGCCUAGUAGCUGCCGGAUCGCCUUCCUCGCACUGUAAUCGAUUCUUUCUUCGCCGCAUCGUCUUCCUUGUCGACGUCGCCACUCAACUCGCGUUGGUCCUCGCCGGCCUGCCUCGUCCUCGCCGUCGCCGGCUUAUCCUCAUCCUUGCCCGUGCUUGUCAUUGCUGAUCCCGCAGUUAACUCGCACUCUUGCCAUUUCUACCAGUCAUCCAUAUACAUCUUUCUUAAUACGAAAUCCCUGCUUCUCCGGGGAAGAGCCGGCUGCCACACGAUUUGACGAUACCCGAUCGCUAAGCCUAUUUGAGGCGAUCUCUUCCCUUCCUUGCGCAAUUCCAUGGAUAUGGAAUCAGUGAUGGAGUUUCUAGGCGGCGUGCCUUUGCUGCAGCGGUUGCCCAGUUCUUCGCUCAAGAGAAUUGCUCAGCUUGUCACGCCUCGGCACUAUGAUAAAGGGCAGUAUGUUAUUCGUGAGGGCGAAGUCGGAGAAGGAGUCUAUUUUAUAUGGGAAGGGGAGGCUGAAGUUGAUGGAUCAGUGCAUACCGAGGAAGAAAACCGUCCUGAAUUUCAACUGAAACGAUUUGAUUACUUUGGCAAUGGUUUGUCCGUCUCAGUCCAGCAAGUAGAUGUGAUCGCUUUGACCAAGCUCACCUGCUUAGUGCUGCCCUACGAACAUUGCAGUUUGCUGCAAACAAAAUCGAUAUGGAGAGCAGAUGAGACUCAUGAUUCGUGCUCCCUUGUGGAGCGUAUACUGCACUUGGAUUCAAUAGAAGUGAAUCUGUUCCAAGGAAUAACCUUGCCAGAGGCCCCCAAGUUCGGAAAGGUAUUUGGAGGUCAGUUUGUUGGACAGGCACUAGCAGCAGCGUCGAAAACUGUGGAUUGCCUGAAGAUUGUACACAGCUUACAUUCUUAUUUCCUUCUUGUUGGGGAUUUUGACAUGCCAAUUCUGUACCAAGUUCACCGCGUUCGUGAUGGGAAAAGCUUUGCUACUCGCAGAGUUGAUGCAAUACAAAAGGGAAAUGUUGUGUUCACGUUACUCGCGUCAUUUCAGAAAGAAGAAACUGGAUUCAAGCACCAGGAAGUUGCAAUGCCAUCUGUGCCAGAUCCAGAGAUGCUCUUGUCAUUGGAACAGUUGCGUGAUAAGCGUUUAACUGACCCUCGCCUCCCUAGAAGCUAUAGAAACAAGGUAGCUGCUAAAGAAUUUGUCCCUUGGCCAAUAGAGAUUAGGUUCUGCGAGCCUAGCACCCGUACCAAUCAGACUAAGUCUCCUCCAAGCUUGAAGUACUGGUUCAGAGCAAAAGGAAAGCUUUCAGAUGAUCAAGCUUUGCAAAGGUGUGUAGCAGCAUUUGCUUCAGAUCUCAUCUUUCUUCAAGUUAGUUUGAACCCUCAUCGCUAUAGGGGUUUGAAGGCAUCCGCUGUUAGUCUGGAUCACUCGAUGUGGUUCCAUAGACCUUUCAGAGCCGACGAUUGGAUAUUGUUUGUGAUCAAGAGCCCCGCUGCCUCCAAUGCACGCGGCUUUGUGUCAGGAGAUAUGUUCACUAAAGGGGGAGAGCACAUUGUGUCGCUAACGCAAGAGGGCCUGCUUCGGAAGUAUAUGCCACCAAAUCCAGCCACGGGCUCAAAGCUUUGAGUUAGAAGUUGUAGCGUGAUGAUUCAGACGAACUCAUAUAGAAAGACGAGGCGCCCUAUACUGGUGGUUUGGUCAUUGUGGGUUUAGCCACAGUUCUCCAGUUUGUCUCAGGGUUGGGAGUGUUGCUAUGUAAUUUGCCGGUUGAGUUGCCUAUACAUGUAUUAUUCUGGGGAAUGUUGCAUUGCACUCCUUGUGCUUUCUUGUGCCCCAGCCACUGACAGUUUUGAAAGCUUACCUUACUGUCCGGUUGAAACUGUUUUAGCAGGUGAAACUGUUUAACCAUGGUUUUAGUACGAAAUAUCUUACAACUGAA